CCCAAUCCUCGGUUUGAAACUUCAAAUUCCUUGAGAUCACCGGAGCAAAUUUGAUGUGAUUACCUGCUCCGUUGUAAGGUUUCACGGAGACUCGGGAUUAGUCAGAACAGUGGAAGAUGAGACAUUAGAGGAAUACAAGUCAAACUAAGAAAGACACAGAAUGAUCUCCUUCCCCUUCUGUCUCUCUCCAUCUCUUUACUAGGAAGAUCAGAAUUUUGCUGUCAGGAUGUUUACUAAGAAGUUUCACCCAAAAUAAAAUGAAGUUUCAUUCACGGGGGAGAAAGGUUUGAGAUUUGAUCAUGAAAAGCAGUGGAGACAUAGACAUUCCAUUUCACACUUGCCCUCCUCCCCUGAAGCUCAAAUCCGCCAUUGACGAAGGGUGAAGCAGGUAUCGACUCACAUGGGAAUCUGCUGGGGUGCCCCUGAUUAUCCAACACCCAGCUUCACUGGAUAUCUCAGACCAGGACAGGCACCACUCGUAUUUAGCAGCACAUCAUCUUCUGAGGAUGGGGAAAGCAGGAGCUUGGGUGGAAUAUCUGUUGAAAGUGUGACCAGCGGGGAGAUCGUACCCACUCCCGAUGUCAGGGUUUUCACCCUGCCUGAACUGCGGAAAGCAACUAGAAACUUUCGGCCUGAUUCGUUCCUUGGAGAAGGAGGCUUCGGCAGAGUCUUCAAAGGCUACCUCAACGAGGAGGGCCCGAUUGCCGUCAAAAAGUAUCACAUGGAGAGUGUGCAGGGAUUUAAAGAAUUUAAGUCAGAGGUUACUUUCCUGGGCACCUUAUCCCAUCCUAACAUUGUCCGGCUGCUGGGGUAUUGUUCCGAGGAGGGAAAUCUACUCCUCGUCUAUGCGUACAUGCAAAAGGGUACCCUGAAAUAUCACCUAUUUCGAAGAGGUGGUAUGGAACCACUUUCCUGGAUCGUACGACUUAAGAUCGCAACUGGAGCAGCCAAAGGCCUGGCAUACUUACAUCAGUUAGAAAUUAUUUGCAGGGACUUCAAACCAUCAAAUAUAUUGCUAGACGGGGUAAAGGUUUUCAAUGCCAAGAUUUCAGACUUUGGCUUGGCAAGAAGGGGUCCUGCUGACGAAAAAUCACACGUUUCUACACAGGUCCUCGGAACAUAUGGCUAUGCUGCCCCCGAGUACAUAGCAGCUGGGCAUUUGUAUGUAAAGAGCGAUGUCUAUAGUUUUGGGGUUGUGCUACUUGAAAUACUAACAGGGAGACGUGCAUACGACGACAAUCUGCCGUCUGGGCAGCAUUUUGUUGUGGAGUGGGUCCGCCCACACGUAUCGAGAAGCAAACUGGCAAGGGUGGUUGAUCCGCGUCUGGAAGGUAGGUAUCCUUUCAAGGCCGCUCUUGAAAUGGCUGAGCUUGCCUUCCACUGUCUCCAGAUGGAGCCCAAAAGCCGGCCUUCCAUGGAUGAUGUCUUAAGGAAACUGGAAAAAGUCGCUACUUAUUAACUGAUUCUUGACAUUGUGAGGCUUUUCUCUUACAACAGAUAGGCAAGACAAGGUUAGCAUUCUCUUAUGGAUUCUCGUUUCAAAGAAUCUGUCAGGUAGGUCUGAAUUCUGUGCUUGGAAGCAAUCCCCAGUCGUCCCGCAUCUGUUGAUUGAUUCUAGUUGCAUAUAUCAGUAACUCCGAUGUUACGAUUGAAACUGCCAUUUAGUUGUGAGAUAUAUAAUUAUCUUAGAAGUCCGCAAGAUAAUCAUACAGCGAAUUUGUUUUUAUUAGAAUCUGUUUUGUCAGACAUAAUUAUCAUAGAAUUUGUUUUGCCUGUGAAUAUUGAGGACAGGAUAUGGUUCAUUUGCAUGUAACGUUUCUCUUUAUAGAUUAUAGGAUAAUCGAUUUUUUUGUUUAUUUGCAUGUUUGGUUAUUUCAAUAAAGACUGGAAUUUAUGCGGAUAGGACUUUCCCCACACAAAUAUUGCAAUUUGAGUAAACCACUGCAAGUGCUGAUGCGAUUUUCGGUUGAAAUAGACUGUGCAGAGUACAAGUUAUCUCGGAAAUUCUACUGUUCCUAGUGAAGCCUUCCGCCCUGGAACCAUUUUAUCAAUCCUAGAAAGUAAGAACAGUGUGGCCCGAUUGAAGUUAAGUGGAAAUCAAAGCCGCACGGUCUCUACCGGUACCAUUAAUAUCAAUGCCUGCCUGCCUGCCUUCCCUCUUAAGGAACGGCCUCGGCCUCUUGUAGUUGGACCCACAUUUUUUUUUUCUCUGCUGUCAACUCCGAUAUCCGGAAAUUCAAUUGGGUCCCGAUUAAUACAGUCGAGUUGAGUCGGCCCAUUAAUGGGUAAAAUUUUUAUAGCAUAGAUUUUUUUUUAUUCGCAAGACUCAAACUCGAGAUCUUGCUUAAUAAGAAUAAGACGUCGACCUACUUGAACCAA
Molecule: messenger RNA, 2379 nt
Organism: Punica granatum (pomegranate)
Lineage: Eukaryota; Viridiplantae; Streptophyta; Magnoliopsida; Myrtales; Lythraceae
Source: RefSeq, a predicted model, not a curated record